This is a messenger RNA of Hipposideros armiger (great roundleaf bat), 2199 nucleotides long. It is a transcript of the gene TMEM254, whose product is annotated as transmembrane protein 254. Lineage: Eukaryota; Metazoa; Chordata; Mammalia; Chiroptera; Hipposideridae. The record is from RefSeq and is a predicted model, not a curated record. Bases 266 to 580 code for a protein of 104 amino acids. The transcript is spliced from 4 exons.
CCUAGGUUACUCGCGUAAACGGAAGUUCGAUGGGCUCACGGGCCGGUUUCUGCUUUAUAGAGUGUUCCUGCCUUUGGGUUUUCGCACCUCCACGGUUACCGCGACUUAACCGAGUCUGAGUAGAGCUCACCCAGGAGAAAGCCAAGUUGACAGACUGUCAGGAUAGGGAGCGCUUCUGAAGCAGAAUGUUUAGAAUUGCUUGGAAAACGGGGAUAAACCUAAAGGAUGGGUAGGAUUUAAUUGGUAAGGGAUAGAGAGGAUAUAAAUGCUAUGGCAUAGAUGUGGACUUAAGAAGUGGGUUGUCUUCUGGCCUCAGAGUAUUCCUUAUCAGAGCCUAGGGCCCCUGGGCCCCUUCACCCAGUACUUGGUGGACCAUCAUCAUACCUUCCUACACAGUGGGUAUUGGAUUGCCUGGCUGAUUCACGUGGGAGAGUCGUUGUAUGCCAUGGUAUUGUGCAAGUCUAAAGGCAUCACGGAUAGUCGGGCUCAACUACUCUGGUUCCUGCAGACUUUCCUUUUUGGGAUAGCCUCCCUCUCCAUUUUGAUGGCUUACCGACCAAAACGCCAAAAACGAACUUAAAGAAGAGACACAAAAGCUUUCUCUACACUUUGCUAUCCAGUCUCACCUUUUUGGGGGUGUGCUGUGUUUAUUCCAUCUUUCUACUUUCUAGAAAGUUAAGACCCUCUAGUUAUUCAUUAGAUUAAAUGCUCUGAUUGAACUUUAGUAGAUAAUAGAAAAAGAUUUUAGCUUUUCAAUUCUGCACACAAACCUGUUCGGCAGAGAGCUUUCAGAAAGCUCUUCUUGAUGUUCUGGGCUGUGUUGGUUCUCUCUCCUUGUCAUCUGUUUUAAGCCAUCUACUGAAUUUGCUUGUUGGUGUACCUUUGCUCCCACCUCCUGACUAAAACACAGUAGCCUUCCCACCACCAUCCUAGCUCUCCUUUCCCCAAAUAUUUUCCAUCUUUUUGGACCAAGGUGGAGUGACCCUCCCCACACAAAUGUAUUAUUAGCACCUGUUAGGCAGGAUCUUAUCCUCUCAAACUUCCGUUUCUCACACUACUGAGAAAGAUAAGGGAGAUAAGUGCCUGGAGCGGGGUGGGCUGCGCAGUUACAUAGCGGCACAGAGAACAUGCUGCCACCCGGGAGGAGAGGACUGGGGAAUGCCUUUCCUGAUCCGCCCAGCCAGAGUCAUCCUUCCCCCCACCUGGCCCCUGGGACAAAGUGCUCUGAGUGUACAGGGGACUGAUGGCCACUGCUGGACUGCUGCUUCAAGUCAGGACCACAGCUCAGACAGCUUUAUCUUUCCUCUAGCACCUGCCCAAUGGCCUUGGACACAGGUGUUCUAUCAGUGUUUACCGAACAAAGGAAGGAAACUGAUUUCCCUUUCCAGGAUCAUUCCAAUUUUUAUGUGAAAACUAAAGAACCCAUUCAGUGUACCCUCGUCUCAAAGAAAAGCAAGGGACAGCUCUUGAAUGGUAGUACCACCUUUCUUUGGGUUCCUUGAUGGUAUACCUGUAUGUUUUUCACACUUUCCUAUUCUUGGUCCCUUUCUCCAGACUCUGUAGAUGUCUCCCCCCAGCUCUGUCUUACUCCAACUCAGACAUUCCUGUCCUAGAGAUUCUAGCCCAUGGGUGAUCGAGCUGGUUACUAUCUCUCCCGUUCCCCUUAUUAUACCUUAUUACUACUGACUGGUUGGGGCAGGAGGUGCAUUGACUCUGUCCCUUGACCCUGGUAGAAUGACUGUCACCUCUAGGAACCACGAGAGCUCCUUUCCUGGAGAAUCACCAGUUUGUCCUCUAGGGACUAGACCUUAUUUUCUUUCCAUGAUGCACUAGGGCGUGUUAUUUUCUUUAAGCAAACAUUUAUGAGAAACAACCCCCUCCCCCAAAAAAGAGGCCCCAAGAAAAAACAACCCUGAAAGAUUAUGGACUAGAAUUGUUUCUGGUGGAGAUCAAUUUCUACAAAUCUCAGUCUUUCUCUGUUUCUCUUCUAAUGGAGGGGUUGCGUUUUGGUAAGGAAAAAGAUUUUAAACAACAUGGUAAUCCAACCCAGAUUUUUUAAGACCAUGGUCCUCUCCAAGGGAAAUAAUGACAAUAAUAUUAAUGGUGCCAGGAACAAUAUGGCAGAUUACUGAAUGAAAUGGAUUAACUUGAAUAAAAUGCUAUGAAUUGUCUCUCCAAUAAAAUGCUGUUUUUUGUGUC